AUGGAACAUUACCAAUUCUAUCGUAGUUGGAUGUAUGAUAGAAUGUUUCCUGGACGACGUGGGCUUAAACCACUUUUUAUGGAAGGAGUUGCCGCGUUUCUCUCGUAUGCGUUUGCUCAAGAAUGUUGUCGCAGGGAAGGAGGGGUAAGGUGUCCGUGUUUAAAGUGUGGUUGCAGAAAUAUUAUUAGUGACCCUAGUGAAGUGAAGCGUCACUUGGAGAGAGUGGGUUUUAGGCCAAAUUACUGGGUUUGGACAUCUAAUGGGGAAACAAUGCAGGAGAUGAAUAGAGAGGCUUCUAGCAGUCAAACACAUAUAGAACCAGAUAUAAAUAGAGUUGAUCCAGGGAGUAGUUCAUCACAUAUGCAGUGCCAGGAGCAAUUUAAUCUCGUCGAGGAGAUGUUCACUGACGCAUUAGGGGUGAAUGUGGCGUAUGAUGAACCACAAGACUUAGAUGGAGAAGAACUCCCGAAUGAGAAAGCUCAAAGGUUUUAUCAACUGUUGAAAGAGAUAAAUAUACCAUUGUUUGAGGGGUCUUCUGACUCUAAGCUAUCAAUGUGUGUGAGACUUUUGGCUGCGAAAUCAAAUUGGAAUGUUCCUGAUCAGUGUUUAGAAUUCUUUGCGAGAUUGAUGUUGGACGCGACUCCUGUGAAAGAAAACAUGCCUACAAGUUAUUAUGAUGCAAAAAGGGUGGUGUCGAAGUUGGGAUUAGAAGUUAAAAAGAUUGAUUGUUGCAUUAGAGGUUGCAUGUUGUUUUAUGACAACGAGUUUGGUACAAAUGAUGGGGAAUUGGAGGAAUGUAAGUUUUGCGAGAGUCCGAGGUAUUUAGUUAGCAGUAAAGGAGUUGACCAAAGGCAAAAUCGCGUUGCAGCGAAAUCUACGUUCUAUCUACCAAUAAUACCUAGGUUGCAAAGAAUGUUUGCAUCAAUGCACAGUGCAAGCCAAAUGGCAUGGCACCAUACAAACAGAAUUAGUUCAGGCAUGAUGCGACAUCCAUCUGAUGGCGAGGCAUGGAAACACUUUGAUAGAGUUCAUCCUGAGUUUGCACUUGAACCUAGGAAUGUCCGACUUGGAUUAUGCUCAGAUGGUUUCACUCCUUAUAAUUUUUCAGGAAAUGCAUAUUCUUGUUGGCCAGUUAUUGUUACCCCGUACAAUCUCCCUCCUGAGAUGUGCAUGACGAAACCUUACAUGUUUUUGACAUGCAUCAUUCCGGGACCGUUGAGUCCAAAGGAUGGAAUCGAUGUUUAUUUGCAACCUUUAAUUGAUGAUCUCAAGAGGCUGUGGGUGGGAGCGUGGACUUAUGAUGUGUCUCGUAAACAAAAUUUUAAUAUGCGAGCAGCUUUGAUGUGGACAAUUAAUGACUUUCCUGCAUAUGGCAUGUUGUCUGGAUGGGGUACACAUGGUAAAAUGGGAUGUCCGCAUUGCAUGAAUCACACAAAAGCGUUUACUUUGGACUUUGGUGGGAAAAGUUCGUGGUUUGACUGUCAUCGUAGGUUCUUACCUACCAACCAUGAAUUUAGAAGGAAUAAAGAUGCUUUUAGAAAAGGAAUAAAAGUAAAAGAUCUACCUCCCCCUCGAUUGUCAUCGACUCAAGUAUGGAAUAAUGUUUGUGACCUACCAAAAUUCACAGACUAUGGUGAAGCACGUAGAAUUAAAGGAUAUGGGGUUGACCACAAUUGGACAAAAAGAAGUAUCUUUUGGGACCUCCCAUAUUGGAAGGAUAAUUUAUUGCGUCAUAAUCUUGAUGUUAUGCAUAUUGAGAAGAACUUUUUUGAUAAUGUGCUUAACACGGUGAUGGAUAAUGAGAAGACAAAAGACAAUGAGAAGGCUAGGAAAGACAUGGAACUUUAUUGUAAUCGAAAAGAAUUGGAGUUGAAACCUCGACCAAACGGAAAAUUAUUAAAACCCAAGGCUUGUUACACUCUUACUCCCCAAGAAGCAAAAGCUGUAUGUCGGUGGUUAAAUGAAUUGAGGAUGCCUGAUGGUUAUUCUUCUAACCUGGCAAGAUGUGCUGACGCCAACACUGGGAAAUUGCAUGGAAUGAAAAGUCACGAUUGUCAUAUUUUCAUGGAACGAUUACUUCCAAUUGCAUUCAGUUCACUGCCCAAGAAUGUGCUUAAUCCACUUACUGAGAUCAGUCAAUUUUUUAGAGACAUUUGUGCUUCAACUUUAAGAGUAGACGACAUCAUUAAAUUGGACCGAAAUAUUCCUGUCAUUCUUUGCAAGUUGGAGCAAAUAUUCCCGCCAGGUUUCUUUGAUUCUAUGGAGCAUCUCCCUAUGGAUGUAUCCAUUUGA
Molecule: messenger RNA, 2292 nt
Organism: Vicia villosa (hairy vetch)
Lineage: Eukaryota; Viridiplantae; Streptophyta; Magnoliopsida; Fabales; Fabaceae
Exons: 2
Coding region: 1-2292 (763 amino acids)
Source: RefSeq, a predicted model, not a curated record